Messenger RNA from Miscanthus lutarioriparius, 1401 nucleotides. The record is from the annotation of a GenBank genome assembly. NCBI's taxonomy places the organism in Eukaryota, Viridiplantae, Streptophyta, Magnoliopsida, Poales, Poaceae.
AUGGGUGGCAAGCUGUUGCUGGGCGCGAGCCAGAGCCACGCUGCGGCGUCGCCUCCGCUGUCCAAGGUGGCCACGUCCGGCCUCCACGGCGAGGACUCCCCCUACUUCGCGGGGUGGAAAGCCUACGAUGAGAACCCCUACGACACCACUUCCAACCCGGGCGGCGUCAUACAGAUGGGCCUCGCCGAGAACCAGGUGUCCUUCGACCUCCUGGAAGGGUACCUCAGGGACCACCCCGAGGCGGCGGGCUGGGGCGGUGUCGCCAGCUUCAGGGACAACGCGCUGUUCCAGGACUACCACGGCCUCAAGGCCUUCAGGAAGGCGAUGGCGAGCUUCAUGGAGAAGAUUAGGGGCGGCAAGGCCAGGUUUGACCCCGACCGCAUCGUGCUCACCGCCGGCGCGACGGCGGCUAACGAGCUGCUCACGUUCAUCCUGACCAACCCCGGAGACGCGCUGCUGAUCCCUACUCCUUACUACCCUGGUUUCGACAGAGACCUGAGGUGGAGGACCGGGGUGAACAUCGUGCCGGUGCACUGCGACAGCGCCAACGGGUUCCAGGUCACGGUGGCCGUGCUCCAGGCGGCGUACGAGGAGGCCGAGGCCGCGGGGAUGCGCGUCCGCGCCGUCCUGCUCACCAACCCGUCCAACCCGCUCGGCACCACCGUGAAGCGGUCGGUCCUCGAGGACGUGCUCGACUUCGUGGUCCGCCACAACAUCCACCUCAUCUCCGACGAGAUCUACUCCGGCUCCGUCUUCGCGGCGCCGGACCUGGUCAGCGUGGCGGAACUCGUCGAGUCCCGCGUGCGCCGCGGCGACGACGCCGGCGUCGCGGAGCGCGUCCACAUCGUGUACAGCCUGUCCAAGGACCUGGGCCUCCCGGGUUUCCGCGUCGGCGUGGUGUACUCGUACAACGACGCCGUCGUCACCACGGCGCGCCGCAUGUCCAGCUUCACGCUCGUGUCGUCGCAGACGCAGAAGACGCUCGCCGCCAUGCUCUCGGACGCCGACUUCGCCGACGCCUACAUCCGCACCAACCGCGAGCGCCUCCGGGCGCGGCACGACCACAUCGUCGCCGGGCUGGCCCGCGCCGGCGUGCCGUGCCUGCGCGGCAAUGCCGGGCUGUUCGUGUGGAUGGACAUGAGGUGGCUGCUCGGCGGCGCGACCGUCGCCAGCGAGCUCAGGCUGUGGGACCGGAUGCUGCGGGAGGUGAAGCUCAACAUCUCGCCUGCCUCGUCGUGCCAUUGCUCGGAGCCCGGCUGGUUCAGGGUGUGCUUCGCUAACAUGAGCUUGGACACGCUGGAUGUUGCACUGGCAAGGAUGAGCCGCUUCAUGGACAGGUGGAGCAAGGAAACGGCAAUGUCGACGCUCCAGCAACAGCAUCUACUCUACCAUACCCUAUAA